This is a messenger RNA of Protopolystoma xenopodis, 318 nucleotides long. Lineage: Eukaryota; Metazoa; Platyhelminthes; Monogenea; Polystomatidea; Polystomatidae. The record is from the annotation of a GenBank genome assembly.
AUGCUUAAUCCAGGAGUGGUUUCCAAUGUACAUGACCGUUACAUCCUUUUGCUGAAGCACUACCUAGAAGCCAAACAUGGCUUCUCAGGCGGUCGAGUUCAGCUAGCUUCAGUUCUCACCAAUCUUACAGAGUUGCAAUGCAUCACUGAAAACCACGGCUCUGUGUUGAUGCAGCUGGAGCCAAGCAAAGUGGAUCCACUUAUCUUGGAGGUUUUCAACUUCACGGUAAAGAGCUCGUUUAUGUCUAUUUCGCAUGCCCCUCAACAGAUGGCAGUAGCUCCAGCCGGUGUAUCGACACAGGGCUCAAGCUUUGAUUGA